Messenger RNA from Neomonachus schauinslandi (Hawaiian monk seal), 471 nucleotides. RefSeq lists its product as uncharacterized. The record is from RefSeq and is a predicted model, not a curated record. The transcript is spliced from 2 exons. Bases 1 to 471 code for a protein of 156 amino acids. Lineage: Eukaryota; Metazoa; Chordata; Mammalia; Carnivora; Phocidae.
AUGAGGAAGAGCAAGAGGAAGGAGAAAGUGGGGACCCACUGCCCCCCGAUACUUCCAACAUCUUUGGUACCACCACAGAGUGAAGAAGAUGAGGUGGUAGAUGCAAAGCUGACCAUACUCAGUGCUCAGGAAGAUGAUCCUGACCUUCCCAAUGAGGCCCAAUUACAGAGUCAGCAGGAUGAGGAUUCCUGUGUGAAGCAUCAGGAGUGUCCGAUCCAGCCCUGUGAGCUCCCAGCUUCCCCGGAGCCUGGGUCCUCUUCUCCUGCAGUGACAUCCUUGGCAUCACCACCACUCUGCUUUGGUCGCUUCUUAGGCUGUGUCUGCCAGACCUUCUUGAGGUCUAGGAAGCGGAAGCCCUCCAGAAGACAGGGCACUGAGUUGGCGGAGGCAGGAGGUGAUGCUAAGUCUUUAAGACCUGGCCUGCUGAGGGAUCUGGGCAAAAACAGAGUGCAGCCUCAUGAGGGCCUGUAG